AUGAAGAAGGAUCCAAAGGAACAUAACUGUCCACCUGCAGGACAGGGUUGCAGCAUAAAAGAGUUUAUGAGGAUGAACCCUUUAGCCUUUAUAGGAGGACUUGAUCCAGUGGCAGCAAAGAACUGGGUACAGGAGAUAGAGGAGAUUAUAGUUGUACUCGACUCCACGGACGAACAGAAGGUCUGUUAUACUGCUUUCAAAAUGAUAGGAGAAGUAAAGCAUUGGUGGAUUUUUGUGAAGUAUUUUCCUUCAUCUGUCAUAGAGGAGAAGAUAGAAGAGUUCACAAAUCUGACCCAGGGAGACAUGACAGUUGCGGAGUAUGUGGCUAAAUUUGUAGAAUUGUCAUGGUUUGCUCCAUUUCUGGUCCCAAAUGAAGCAAGGAAGGCCAGGAAAUUUGACAAAGGCCUGAGGCAUGGAAUCUACGAGCUUUUGGUCGUGUUUCAGGUCUAG
Molecule: messenger RNA, 450 nt
Organism: Malania oleifera
Lineage: Eukaryota; Viridiplantae; Streptophyta; Magnoliopsida; Santalales; Ximeniaceae
Exons: 2
Coding region: 1-450 (149 amino acids)
Source: RefSeq, a predicted model, not a curated record